This is a messenger RNA of Oldenlandia corymbosa var. corymbosa, 1356 nucleotides long. The record is from the annotation of a GenBank genome assembly. NCBI's taxonomy places the organism in Eukaryota, Viridiplantae, Streptophyta, Magnoliopsida, Gentianales, Rubiaceae.
GGAACUUAUAAUUGAUCCAUAUACCUUUUCCAUUUCUACUUGCAGAAGUGCAAUCUCCUGGUUAAUGGUCAUCAAACUUGCACGUCAGUAACUAAAUUUGCAGCCAUUUAAUUCACCCCAAUGGUCCAAAAUUUCUACAUAAUUUUCUUUUGUCAGGAGCAUGCAAGUGCUUAUAUAAACGGACAAUCAUUCUAUUAAGGCAUAUGCUCAUAGCGAAAUCAUAUAAAAUUUAGGUCAUCACUGUCAUAUAUAGUUACUUCACUUUUGUGUACCAGAAAAGAGAGAAACCAUGCGUACUUCUUCAGGACUGAGAAAAGGGGCGUGGACUAAAGAAGAAGACAUUCUUUUAAGAAAUUGCAUUGCCAAAUAUGGCGAAGGAAAGUGGCAUCAAGUCCCUUCCAGAGCAGGGUUGAAUAGGUGCAGGAAAAGUUGCAGGCUUAGGUGGCUGAACUAUCUGAAACCAGAUAUUAAGAGGGGAGACUUCAGUUCUGAUGAAGUUGAUCUCAUGAUCCGGCUCCAUAAGCUGUUAGGCAACAGAUGGUCGCUAAUUGCUGGUAGACUUCCAGGAAGGACUGCAAAUGAUGUGAAAAACUACUGGAACACUCAUAUGCAGAAAAAAAUGGCGGCUAGAAGAGAAUUACCAAAACAAAGCUUAACGCCGGCGGCCGCCUAUAAGGUUAACAGAUCAGGAAAGACCACAAGACAAACAAAAACUAGCAGCAACAACGUUCUAGUAAAACCUCGACCUCGGGCCUUCUCCAAGAAUAUUAUUAACAACAAUGUUCACAGGAUAAUCAACAGCAAGAAAUCAGCAAGCAACCUAGAAACUCCGAUGAGGAAAUUCGACAAAAAAACCGGCAACGAUUCACCUCUUCCGGCACCCAUUACGUCAGCUCAGCCCGAGAGUGGUAAUCAUAAUAUUAAUACUACCCCCAGUAGUAGUAAUAUACAGUUUUGGCUGGACAACUUGUUUUCCGACAAAGAUCCGGCGGCAGCGACGAACGCCGCCGUGAGUACUAGUCCUGCCGGCGACGCCUGCUGGUCGUCGUUGGGUGACGGGUCGGGAUCGGUGGAAGAAGAUAUGACGGCCGGGUUAUUCCAAGGCGGGGAAUUGUCGGAGCUGCAAGCUUGUGUAAAAGAUGGCGCCGAAUGCAACCGAGAAGCUGGUUUAUUUGGGUCCAAUUUUUUCUCUUUUGAUUCCGAGUUUUGGAAUUUUCUAGUCUCGGAUGCAUAUGUUGUAGAUCAUUAGAUUUCAUAUCUUGCUGGUAUAAAAUAAUUCCUAUUUUCCAUUUAAUUUUUAGUACUCCUUCAUUCCACAUGAGUUGAAUUUGUUAUAAGUACUACUCUCUCUCUGUC